AUGGCGUUGCCUAAGCGAAUCGUUAAGGAAACGGAACGUUUGAUGACCGAACCUGUUCCUGGUAUUAGCGCCGUUCCCCACGAGGAUAACCUCAGAUAUUUCGACGUUGAGAUCUUCGGUCCCUCCGGAUCGCCAUACGAAGGAGGCAUUUUCAAGCUUGAGCUGUUCCUGACGGAUGACUACCCGAUGGUUCCACCUAAGAUCCGCUUCUUGACCAAGAUCUAUCAUCCGAACGUCGACAAGCUCGGACGUAUCUGUCUAGACGUGCUGAAGAAUAACUGGUCUCCCGCACUCCAGAUCCGAACCAUCCUCCUCUCAAUCCAGGCUCUCCUCGGUGCCCCGAACCCCGAUGACCCUCUAGCCGCCGACGUUGCCAAGAGCUGGAAGGAGGACGAGAACAAGGCCAUCGCAACAGCCAAGGAGUGGACCAAGACAUACGCCACCCCCCAGCCGAAAUAG
Daldinia caldariorum is the source of this 459-nucleotide messenger RNA. RefSeq names its product ubiquitin-conjugating enzyme E2 35. Lineage: Eukaryota; Fungi; Ascomycota; Sordariomycetes; Xylariales; Hypoxylaceae. The record is from RefSeq and is a predicted model, not a curated record. Bases 1 to 459 code for a protein of 152 amino acids. The transcript is spliced from 4 exons.